Xyrauchen texanus (razorback sucker) is the source of this 1517-nucleotide messenger RNA. RefSeq names its product elongator acetyltransferase complex subunit 4 (gene elp4). The record is from RefSeq and is a predicted model, not a curated record. The transcript is spliced from 10 exons. NCBI's taxonomy places the organism in Eukaryota, Metazoa, Chordata, Actinopteri, Cypriniformes, Catostomidae. Bases 1 to 1194 code for a protein of 397 amino acids. Gene Ontology annotation, biological process: tRNA wobble uridine modification. Gene Ontology annotation, cellular component: cytoplasm; transcription elongation factor complex; elongator holoenzyme complex.
AUGGCGGCUCCCGAGAAAGGCAUGGACAUACCUACCGGUGUAAGCAAUGCUACUAGUUUUCAGAAAAAAUCCCGCAGCAAACUAGUUUCUAUCCCAGGAACCAGACCAUCUGUACAAAACGGACAGCUCAUAGUUUCCACCGGUGUCACUUCGCUUGACUACGUCAUUGGUGGUGGCCUGGCAGUUGGGACCCUACUACUUGUAGAAGAGGACCGCUAUGACAGCUACUCCCGUAUGUUGCUCAAGUACUUCCUGGCAGAGGGAGUUGUGUGUGGACAUGAACUAUUCCUGGCAUCCGCCCGACAUCACCCUGAUGAUAUCAUGCAGGAACUCCCUUCACCGAUUGUGGAUGAUGUUGCCAGUCUGAAAAUCAAUGAGGGUCAACCUCAGCCAUGUAAACCAGAAAAUCCAGACACAAUGAAAAUCGCCUGGCGCUACCAAAACCAGCCCAGAGUUCAGACUUCAUUGACUUCAUCAUUGAGGUUUGGACAUUACUAUGACAUUUCCAAGACCAUGGCGCCAGAAGUCCGUCAAGCAGCAAAGUGCCACAGUUUUUAUCCACUGCAGGAAACACCAGCAAACACAGAAACAAGUUUGCUGCCUUCACCCUAUCAUGCUCUCCUGAAGUCCAUUCAGGCGGUCAUCCAUAAAGAAGGGUUUGAUGGAUCCACACCACAGUCUAAGGUCCGAAAUGUCCUGCGGCUUGGUCUUCACUCUCUGGGGUCAGCAUUAUGGGGAGAUGAUCUGUGCUGCAUGGAUAACCCCGCCCACCGCCACAACCUCACCACCUUCCUUUAUGCCCUCCGGGGCCUGUUACGCAAUUCACUCUCGGUCGCCAUGGUGACAGUACCCUCCCACCUCAUACAGAACAGAACCGUAAUGGGGCGGAUAAUCAGACUAAGUGACACUGCCAUCGCUCUGGAAUCGUUCAGAGGUUCAGAGAAAGAGACCAACACACUGUACAAAGACUACCACGGUCUCCUGCAUGUUUGCCAGGUUCCGCGUCUUAACUGUCUGACAUGUGAGGUACCCGAUACGAAAGAUUUGGCUUUCAAACUCAAAAGGAAGCAGUUCACAAUUGAGAGACUGCAUUUGCCUCCAGACCUGUCAGAGACGGUGAGUCGAGUGAGUAAAUCAGAACUGGCAGCAGGAUGUUGUACCACUGCCACAGGCAACAAGCACCUAGAUUUCUAGCGUUUUCCCUCCCUCCUGUACCCUUCCUCUUUUCAAUUCCCAACACAGUGAUGUUCAAGGGCGGAAGAGCAACACUUCACUAGUACUAGGUUAUGGUCACAGCUGUAUUGACAUGGUUACCAUGAUUCCUUGUCUUAAAACGGCACAUUGUUUAGUAAAUACACAACAUGGGGAAGGAUGCAUGUCCCAAUGGUAACUUGGUGGCAUGCAGAACUACAAAGACCUGUUGCUAUCUUUGGGAGCAUGAGCAUGAGCUGUGUCUGGCUUGCUGAUGUUCAUUAGCUUGUUGGCUAAUAAAUAUAUGCUGUCAAUAAAUGUUCUAA